This is a messenger RNA of Trichoplax adhaerens, 1674 nucleotides long. RefSeq lists its product as uncharacterized. Lineage: Eukaryota; Metazoa; Placozoa; Uniplacotomia; Trichoplacea; Trichoplacidae. The coding region runs from base 1 to 1674 and encodes 557 amino acids. The record is from RefSeq and is a predicted model, not a curated record. The transcript has 8 exons.
AUGGACGAUGAUGAAGAACUUGGUAAUGAAUGGGGAAUUUCUAGUAGUUAUGUUUCCGCAUCAUCUAAACCUGCUAAAGCUGUUGUUAAAGAAACUAAGGUGGUUAGCUCAGUGAAUCAGCUACCCAUGCGGAACGAUAAGAAGUCAUCGUCGUCGGAUUCUGGUCCAAGUUCCAGCCGAAGUGAAAACAGUCAGAAAUCAACAGAUCAGAAUAACAAGAAUAGUAAAGGCGGCGAUCAGGAUCGCAAGACAGCGAUUCAAGCAAUUGUAAUUUUAGAUUCCGAUGAAGAAGUGGAUGAAAAGAUUCAAGUGGUGGAGAAUCUCAGCGAUAAAAAAUCCGAUCAAAAAAGACCUUCCCAUCAUACCAAACGUGGAGAUGGAGGGAUAUUCGAACCUCUUAAGUUGCAAUCUGAUGUAGCCCACGAUGAAAAUACUGUUAAAUUGUUUAGUGAUAUAGACUCUGAUUCUACAUUAUCGGUAGAAGAUAGUGAAGACUUAAAGAGCACUAAACACGAACAUGUUGAAGGACACAGUAAGGAAUCUCAGGAUGAAAUGAGCCAGACCCAAAUUAAGAUCAAGCCAGCCGCAGAAACAGCAUUAGAUCACUUGUCGAUUCCUAAAGAGAACAACAACAAUAAUUCUAACUUGUCUCCGUUGAAAGAUAAACCUGUGAGCGAUGUUAAUCAGCAACCAAGGAAGACGGAAAGAGCCAAAAAUGAUCUUUCAAAGUUGUUACACAAUUCCAAUUCUUCAGUCCUUAAGCAUGAUAACAGGAGUCACAGCAACAUUUAUUCUACAUCUAACGACAAACCUGUUAAAUCGCCUAUAACCCAUGAUAGGAAUAGCGAUCAAAAUACAAGUUUAAGAAGCUUCAAUCUUGAUCAUGAUAUACCGAGCACUUGCGCAAUAGACUCUCCAGUACGAUCUCGCGAUGGAAAAGAUGAUAAUUAUAAUUUGCCAGGAAUUGAUUCGAUUUCAAGCUUGCCGAGUUGCUCUACCGUUAUGGAUAAGGUACCUGAAAAUUUAUUAAAUUACAAGAACGACGAUGUAACAGGUGCAAGGAAAAUGGAAGCUUUCUCCCCAUUACAUUCUGAGACAUCACAUGGCGAAUAUCUAGGCAUGUCUACAUUAAACGGUGAGAAAGACAUCGAAAAUGACCCUGAAGCAAGUGAAAUAAACCAACUUGAUUAUACUCGAAAAAUGGAAUCCGUAGAUAUGUUUGCGACGAACGCAAAGAAGGAUACGCAAAAGCGUAAACGUAAAAGGAUUGAUAAUGCUCAACCAAGUAACUCUAAGAUGCAAAGACAAGAAAUAAUACAGGAAAAGCGAAAGGCAAAAUCUAGGAAAGAGGUAGAAAAAAAGGUCGCUAAAUUAAAUACCAUGGAACAUUGCAUUGAACUCAUGUCUGUCCAAGCGGACCGCCGUUUACUAGAAGUUGACGGUGGUGAGGAAAUUUGGAAUUGUCUGAAGAAAAGUAAGGCGCAUUGUAAGAUAGCCGAUAAUGAUGUAAAAAAUACUGUGUUGUGGAAAUGUGAAAGUAUUGGAGUUUUCGAAAAUGAUGACAAGGUUAAAGUGAAUCACACUGCUACAGAAACGGAAGACAUCAUGGUCUACAUCACUUGUUUAAACUUUUUACAGAAAGUCACGAAUGAAUACUAUGUAAUGUUAUGUUAA